Phytophthora infestans T30-4 is the source of this 453-nucleotide messenger RNA. RefSeq lists its product as uncharacterized. The record is from RefSeq and is a predicted model, not a curated record. The coding region runs from base 1 to 453 and encodes 150 amino acids. The transcript has 2 exons. Lineage: Eukaryota; Oomycota; Peronosporomycetes; Peronosporales; Peronosporaceae.
AUGAGCACCGCUAUCAAUGUGGUCCAGGGCCUCGCCAAGAUCUUCGAAUUGCGAGAAGCCAUUCGCCACCAACGCAGAGUCAAUAGGCAAACGUACCUACAACUGACCGAGAUCCACGUCGAACUGCAACUGUUGGAGCGCAAAGGACCCCUUCAAGACAACGCCGUUCUACGACGCAAUACCACCGUCAAGAAGUUCGCUCUUGCGGUGCACAAUUUCUCACAAUAUCUUCAAACUUACAACGACUUGAACCGCUUCCUCCGGUUUUUCAAGCGCAGCGAGAUGGAGAAUGAACGUCAACUCAUCGUCGCGGAGAUCGACCAGCUCUUCCGGAUGCUCGGCCUCGCCACUUCCGUGACGGUCAUGAACGGAAACGCGUCAGCUGCUAAGAACGCCGCCAAGUACAGGCUGCCCUGCUGCAGCUGGUGGAGAAGCGAAAGAACGACGAGGUAG